AUGGUGGAAGAAUCAAACGAGAGAAUAAACACCAAUGAGCGAAUAAUUUUAAAUGUUGGCGGUAUAAAGUAUGAAACAUAUCGGUCAACAUUAACAGCACAUCCCGAAACUCUUCUUGGAACAAUGUUUCAAGAAAGAAAUCAAUCAUUACUUCAACCGACGAAUAAUAAUGAGUAUUUCUUUGACCGGGAUGGACAUCUAUUUAGAUACAUAAUGCAAUUCUAUCGAACAGGAGAAAUUUUCUGGCCAGACGAAUCUUAUUUCACAGACUCAUCCCCUUUUUAUGUAUCUCGUCGAGAACUCGACCUAGAACUUGAUUAUUUUCAAAUUCCAUCUCCAGGUCGUGGAGAAAUUGAUAAAUUUGGAGUAGUGACUUUGGUAGAUAGUUUCUUAGUUGCUUUGGAUACCCUAGUUAAUCAAGUCGUUAAAAAGUAUCAUGUCCCAAUAAAUGUUAAUUUCUCUCUUGGUUUGAUUGAAUGCGAAACGGAUGAUGAUGUUAAAGAUAUUGCAUUUGAUAUUUUAUCACCAUUCAAGUUGAUCGGCUAUAAGAUUUUAUCAAAGUUUAAUAAGGAAGUUGCAGCAUACAUAAAGAACCAACAUCCAUGUUUGGAUUCAAAAAUAUCACAUAGAUCAAAUAAAGGGUAUUUUGAGUUGAAAAUGUCGAUAAAGGAUUUACUUGAUUUGGAUGAACAAGCUGUUUAUAAGUAUUCUAAACUCGCAAAAGUUGUGAACCCUUUAAAACUAGUUGAUUGA
Molecule: messenger RNA, 753 nt
Organism: Cetraspora pellucida
Lineage: Eukaryota; Fungi; Glomeromycota; Glomeromycetes; Diversisporales; Gigasporaceae
Source: the annotation of a GenBank genome assembly